Messenger RNA from Mauremys reevesii (Reeves's turtle), 1388 nucleotides. RefSeq names its product ribonuclease-like. The coding region runs from base 184 to 627 and encodes 147 amino acids. Gene Ontology annotation, molecular function: nucleic acid binding. The transcript has 3 exons. NCBI's taxonomy places the organism in Eukaryota, Metazoa, Chordata, Testudines, Geoemydidae. The record is from RefSeq and is a predicted model, not a curated record.
GCGAGCCAGCGGGGCUGGACAGCAGCCGGUCCAGGCUGACAGGGUCGUGGGCAGCCCUGUUGGGCCAGAUCUGGGCCGGCCCCGGGACUGGGAGGUGUCCAAAUACCCAAACCUGCAGCUGAGAUCACAAUCUUGGCAAGAGGGUAAAAGGAAUCGCAGGUCGAUCCAGUGACAGACGCGGCCAUGGCCCUGAGGGGACCUUGCCCCUUGCUCUUCCUGACCCUCAUCCUGCUGGCCGCCAGCCUGGCCCAGCUCAGCGAAGGCGCCAGCUACCGGCAGUUCGUGACCCAACACUUCGACAACCCCAAGACCAGUGCUGCUAACGACCGGCUCUACUGCAACCUCCUGAUGCAGCGCCGUGGCCUGACCCGCUUCUUCUGCAAACGCCGCAACACCUUCAUCCACGCCCCCGCCGGCCAGCUCCAGGCCAUCUGUGCCCGUGGAGGGACACACGUGAGCCUCAACCUCUACGACAGCCUGGAGUCCUUCAACGUCACCACGUGCCGGGUGCUGCCCCGCUCCCGCCCGGGGAACUGUAGAUACAGGGCUGCAAUCGGCAAUACCAAGGUCCGCGUGGCCUGUGUCAAGGGGCUGCCUGUGCACUUAGAGCCAACGUACCUGCCAUGAGCAGGGAAUCCCCCUUCUGCUCCCCACCCCGUUUUGAUCCUGAGCAGCCCUCUGUUGCUGGGGGCUCCCUGUCCCCCUACUUGCCUCUCCUGGGCAACGCCCACCAUGAGUCUCCACAGGGACUGUCAGCAUCUCCCCUUAUCCCACAGGCCAGCAGCUUGGGGCCUGCCGGGGGAUUUUCCAUGCUGGAUGCCCAGUUCCCAUCCACACGAGUGUAAAUCCAGUUGCCCAGCCCCCCACCCCACCCCCCCCAGCUUGCAUUGAGACCCUCAGCCUGAGCCCAGCGCCUGCCUCGCUGGGCAGGAUCCAAACACAACUGGCCUGGACUUGGGCUGGGGCUGCCCCGAACCCACCAGGAGCGGGAGAGGUUGAGCGGCUCUGAAACCUCAGACCCAUUUCAUUGGGGGCCCAGUUUUAGCCCCCCGAAUCUGACCAAAAUUCCCACAAACCCCUUGGAUUUGUCUAAACCUGCAUGAUUGGCUCUGGCCCCGUCACUGGGGGAUGUGGAAACCAGCUGAGCCUCGCAUGGCCAGACACCACAGGGCUAAGAUGGGAGGAGGGCUGCUGGUCCGGGUAGAAAUGAGGGGCUCUGAGGGCCCGGUGGGAGAGGUUAACGCUUGUUCCUGUCGUCCCCCCCUCCCACCGUCCCCCAGAGCUCCCCAGGCAGUGAGAUUUGCUAGACCAGAACUAGGGUAGAACCAGGAGGCGCUUGGGGUCUCGUCCCUGGCUCUGACGUCUCUUAUGUGAGUAUAAGGUGAGGC